AUGAAAUUUUCCAUUCUUGUCGCCUUUUUUUUGGUGGUCCUGGCGGCUGGAGCGCCAACGUCGACUUCUGAAGUUAAGCAAGAAUCUUGGAGCGAUAACCAUGGACCAUGCUCAUCUUAUUCAAGCGAUGUGAAUGGAGUUAAGACUUCCGUCAACACUUGUACGAGAGAAGUUACCUGGAAAUUGAGGCACAAUGACGAUUGCAACAUUUCCACUUACUACAAAAAAACAGUCACUAUUGUCCCUGAAACAUCCACUGAGCCAUUCAACGGAGUUGCACAGUGCACGAAGACACCAUGCGACGCCACCGAGAAAAUCACGGUUGAUUGUGCUACCGCUUUUGGAGAAAAAUUGUCCCAAAUUGAAUAA
This is a messenger RNA of Caenorhabditis briggsae, 369 nucleotides long. NCBI's taxonomy places the organism in Eukaryota, Metazoa, Nematoda, Chromadorea, Rhabditida, Rhabditidae. The record is from RefSeq and is a predicted model, not a curated record. The transcript is spliced from 3 exons. The coding region runs from base 1 to 369 and encodes 122 amino acids.